GACCUACUUAAUCAUAACAUCAGGCCACCUAGCAUCACUUCCACAAUGUGAGUCCCUUUCAGUGAGAUUGUUGGACACUGUAUUGAACGAAAAUGACGCCCAGGAGGAAUAAUUGCUGUGUAGUGCAUUUUUCCACUGUGAUAAAUUGGUCUGUGAUUGUGUUAACAGGGAUUAUAUCUUUGUUUUGCUGGGGCACGUUAGGUGCUAUUCCCUGUGCCAGGCGUGACUUCAGCCAUGGCUCCGUAGUGUGUGUGUGCAAUGCCUCUUACUGUGACACAGUAGACCCCCUGACCUCACUGACCGCUGGCCACUAUGUGGUCUACCAGUCCAGUAAGGCCGGGGCAAGGUUUGCCAAAACAACUGGACAGUUUACAAAGGGAAAGCUUGAGGUCAAUAGUGCAAGCUCUGUGGUUUUGACAAUCAACAGAAGCAAGACAUACCAGACAAUGAAUGGGUUUGGAGGGGCGUUCACUGAUGCUGCAGGCAUAAAUAUUCUCAAUGUCUCUGUCAAAACAAGGACGAAUCUAAUGAACUCAUACUUUUCACCUGAGGGACUUGAGUACAGUAUUGGUAGGAUUCCAAUGGCAAGCUGUGAUUUCUCUACACAUCCAUACUCUUAUGAUGACACUCCCAUGGAUUUCAGUCUCAGCAACUUCAGCUUGACCAAAGAGGACACAAAGUUCAAGAUACCACUGAUACAACAAGCUCAAGCCAUGAACCACCGCAAGAUGAAGUUUUUUGGGAGUCCUUGGAGUGCGCCAUCUUGGAUGAAAACCAACAAGAACAUGAAAGGACGGGGCAGCUUGAUGGGGCAGCCAGGGGGGAAAUACUUCAAAACUUGGGCCCAGUAUUUUGUCAGGUUCAUUCAAGAAUACCAAAAGCAGAACAUUACUAUGUGGGGUAUUACUGCUCAAAACGAGCCAUCUGAUGGUGAAAUCAUCGACUUCCCUUUCCAAGCCAUGGGUUGGACUGCAGACCUCCAGAGGGACUUCAUCAAGACAGACCUGGGCCCAGCCUUGCAGGCAGCAGGCUUUGGCAGCGUGAAACUGAUGAUUCUGGAUGAUAACAGGAUCUGGCUCCCACUCUGGGCAAAGACGGUCCUGUCUGACCAGGUGGCAGCCAAGUAUGUGUCAGGUAUAGGUGUUCAUUGGUACCUGGACACAGAAUGGUUGGUGCCUGCAUCACUGCUCACAGACACCCAUAACCUGUUUCCAGACAAGUUUAUCCUGGCCACAGAAGCCUGUGCUGGCUCCAUGCCCUGGCAGACCAAGGUGAUACUGGGGAGCUGGGAUAGGGCAGAGAGUUACAGUAGGGAUAUCAUAGAGGAUAUCUCUAACUGGGCCAGUGGCUGGACAGACUGGAACCUAGCUCUGAACAUGCAGGGAGGACCUAACUGGGUGAAGAACUUUGUGGACAGUCCAAUUAUAGUCAAUGCUGAACGUGAUGAGUUCUAUAAGCAACCCAUGUUUUAUGUAAUGGGACAUUUUAGCAAGUUUGUUCCACCAGAUUCUGUGCGAAUAGACCUGACAUCAUCUGACAGUAAGUCUUUACUGGCAGUGGCUUUCACAGCUCCUGACAAAUCAACUGUACUGGUCACUAACAACAGACAAAACCAGAAUGUGGCAGUAGUAGUAAAGGACAGCGCAGUGGGGACCCUGACUGUCACUUUGCCACCCCACAGUAUACAGACCUUUGUAUGGCGGACCUAGGAUGGAGAAUAUUAUGAUAUUUAUAACAGCUCUUUGACACAUUUAUCUUAUUUAUUGGGUUUGUAACACUUAACAGUGUCCCCAUCGAUUUAAUCUUUAGAAAUAGUCUUUCAGUACUCUUGUGAAGAGAUCGAGUUACAUGACAUAAUUUUCUUGGGAAAUUGUGGCGCAGCUCUUCCAUUGUUGUGGAAAGAGAAUAUUAGAAAAUGUGCUCAACUGAGAUCUCUUAGGAAAUUUGUUUUUCCUUGUACACUUUGGUCAUAUUUGUUCCAGAAAACUCAGUGUCAAAAAGGUUCAUCUGCUGGUCUCAGAGGUUCCAGGUGUUGUGUUUUUGUCUUUCAUGCCAUUUCAUAGCGUAAUUUGUUUCAUACUGAGAAUUAAGAACAUAGGUAUUAAGUGCAUGUCAUGUACAAUCUACAUCUUCUCAUUCCACUGGUCUCUUCAACUAGCAUACCUCAAAAAAAAAUUCAUGUCCAUUUCAAAAUGUGGCAGUCCAAAGAUGAAAUCUAUAUAGGCAGUUGAUCCGAUUUAAAACUGAAUUUUUUACUUGUCCAAAGUUGAAUUCACUAGUCAUUAGACUUAGACCCCAUUUCCAGAGAUUAGAUUGAUCUACUUUAGAUCGACCUAACUCCCUGGGGGUUCACGCUUAA
Lingula anatina is the source of this 2359-nucleotide messenger RNA. Its product is annotated as lysosomal acid glucosylceramidase-like. Gene Ontology annotation, molecular function: glucosylceramidase activity. Gene Ontology annotation, biological process: glucosylceramide catabolic process. The record is from RefSeq and is a predicted model, not a curated record. NCBI's taxonomy places the organism in Eukaryota, Metazoa, Brachiopoda, Lingulata, Lingulida, Lingulidae.